This is a messenger RNA of Micropterus dolomieu (smallmouth bass), 4727 nucleotides long. It is a transcript of the gene becn1, whose product is annotated as beclin 1, autophagy related. Bases 2580 to 3923 code for a protein of 447 amino acids. The record is from RefSeq and is a predicted model, not a curated record. The transcript has 11 exons. Gene Ontology annotation, cellular component: phagophore assembly site; phosphatidylinositol 3-kinase complex, class III, type I; phosphatidylinositol 3-kinase complex, class III, type II. Gene Ontology annotation, biological process: autophagy; autophagosome assembly; late endosome to vacuole transport. NCBI's taxonomy places the organism in Eukaryota, Metazoa, Chordata, Actinopteri, Centrarchiformes, Centrarchidae.
AUGACUAGAGAGUAUCUGAUUACUGUGUUUCAACAGACUAACCUAAUAAUAGAGAGUAAUCUGAUUACUGUGUUUUACACAGUUUUACCUGAUAACUUUAGGGUAUGAGUUAGAGAGAUCUUAAAUCGGCCCCCCACAUUUCGUACAGCUACGUAAAACAUACGGCAGGGGUUGCUUCAUUGAAAUUUUGUAGGAGGCGCUAGUGAGCCAUUUUUUCACAACCUUGCAGCGCAACCAUAUUAGACAACAAAGAACACCCCUUCUGACAUGCGUGCCAAGUUUUGUGAGGUACAUCCCUAGCCAUGUGAAGUCUUAAAAACCUCACUAUGGACAUUUUUGUCCUAAUGCGCUAUGUGGGGUAUAAAUAUAAAUGAGGCAUAAGAGGUAAAGUUUGAAACAUGUCCUUUCCUGAUUCCAGUAGUUGGCACUAUCACUGUGACCGGACAUUGACAUGUAAGUCUCUAAGCGGUUGACAUGUGAAGUUUGGGACAACUGUGACCGUGUCUAGGCCAUUUACAUGCCACUUUCUUUUUUAUGGCGAAACAUCAAAAUUCAACACCAUGCCAUGGACAUGCCGUUUGAGCUAUCAAAAAAAGCUUUGCAAUUUAACAUCGCAAGUCUCUUAAGAUGGCGCUCUCCACAUUUGAAGUCGAUCAGGUUAAAGCUCUAGGAGGAGUUUGUUAAAGUACGGAGAGUUUAAAAUGGAUAACAUUUCAAAAAUAAUUCAAAAUGGCCGACUUCCUGUUGGGUUUAGGGUAUGGCUCCAAAAGGCUUAUUUUUAAGUCUAGAGAUGAUACAUCAGUCUCCUGAGGUUCGUACAGCUAGUUAAAACAUACAGCAGGGGCUGCUUUGUUGAAAUUUUGUAGGGGGCGCUAUUGAGUUAAUUUUCCACAACCACGCCCCCAAACCAUAUCAGCUAAUACAAAGCAACCCUUCUGACGAACAUGCUAAGUCUCGUGAGAGUUCGACUAUCAUUCUUGUUCGAAACAUUACCAGUUUGAGUGUAGCUGCAAAGUUUUGUGGCUCUUUGAGCAUCCGAAGUGCCUCAAACAUCUGUUUAAAUAAUUGAAAAUGAUGCAGGAAGUGCAAAAUGGCUGACUUCCUGUUGAGGAAAAUCUCAUAACAGAAACAGAAAUGUGUUCUUUGUAAUAAAGGCAGUAAUCCCACCAAAUCUAGUCAAUCAAUAGUGUUUGUUUAGUGGCGCUAUUGAGCCCCCUGGCCACGCCCGACAGUCACUGCAGAACACUGGAUUUCCCACCAGAACUAAGCUGUGUGCAAAUUUUGUGAGGAUUCAAGUAUCCUAAGACCAUGAAAAAUUAGUAUCCCGGGGAGAAAAAAAAAUCAGAGCAAAAACAAUAGGUUCCUUGCACUUUCGUGCUCGGGCCCUAAUAAAAAUCAGAGCAAAAACAAUAGGUUCCUUGCACUUUCGUGCUCGGGCCCUAAUAAAAAUCAGAGCAAAAACAAUAGGUUCCUUGCACUUUGUGCUAGGACACUGUUUCUGCCAUGUUUCUGCCGUUGCACUUUCGUGCUCGGGCCCUAAUUAAUUGUAGGCCUGUAUUAAAGUAACAUAAGGCCACAACAAAACAUGAAACAAAUUGAAAUACAGUACACAGUCUGAUUAUAUAGUGAUUAUAGUGAUCAACCAGUAAAGCUCAGAUAAAAUGUUAAUUGGAAUUUUCAAAGGGUUAAUUUUAAAGUGCAAUAACUGCAAGAUCAAUCAAUCACAUAUCACCUUCUUUUAGAUCUUCAAGAACCUAAAAACUGGACUUUGGGAGACUUUGGGAGACUUAAAAACAUUAAGUGGCAGAAAGAGCUUAAAUUAGUUUUUCAUCUUUGGUGCAUAAGUUCCUGAAUAUGCAUGAGAUGUACAAAGCUAAUGCUGCUCUGAUGGAUUAAGGGCCAGUACACUAAUAUGCAACAAUUUAGAUCAACAGGUGUUACAACAAAUUCUAUGACUUAUCAGAUUCUGUGAUCUGAUUGAGCUAGAUUUUUUUAACUAUACUGCCACUUCGAAUGUUUUUAUUAGCAUAUACUGCAUUUUUACAGCUUUCACCAAAAUUUGUGUGAUGGGUCACAGAAUGAGGCGUAACACUAGUUUAAAUGUGCCUCAAAAAUCCCACAAGUGUCAUAUAUUAUUCGUUCCUGUCUUUCUGUGUUGUAAAACUAAUGUUUUUCCUCCAAGCUGGUCUUUUGGAGGGGUUUUCCCACGUGACUGUCACGCUUUUAAUUUGUCGUCACAUCCGCCGUAAACAACAAUAAGGAAGUCCCGAGGUGCAAAAUGGAGCAGUCACGCGAAAUAGAUUAGAAGUGUUUCUUAUUUUCAACGUGUGCAAAGCGGGCCUAUUAUACAGUAAUUUUCGUUCCUCACAAGCGACAGUGAGUCCAUCUUACGCCGUUCACGAACGUAACGCACAAGAUAGCUGCAAGGCUAAUGCUAGCAGUUUAGCCAAACAGCUAUCUAGUUAGCAAGCUAACGUUAUAUACUGUGUUGCGUUAACUUUUAGACUUUAAAACAAAUGUUUUAGCUGUUUACGUCGUGGUUUUAUUUCUUUACGUGUCUUCUUGUAGCUAAGUAAGCAAUGGAGGGCUCCAAGUCGUCGAGCACAACCAUGCAGGUCAGUUUCGUGUGUCAGCGGUGCUGUCAGCCACUCAAACUGGACACGUCCUUCAAUGUGCUCGAUCGGGUCACAAUCCAGGAACUUAUUGCUCCGUUGGUCACUGUGACCCCCAGUAAACAGGCCGACAGCACUGAGGCGGGGGCAGCACCAGAGGAGACCUUUGCAGAAAACAAGCAAGAUGGAGUGUCGAGAAAAUACAUCCCUCCUGCACGGAUGAUGUCCACAGAGAGUGCCAAUAGCUUCACACUGAUUGGAGAAGCAUCGGAUGGUGGCACUAUGGAAAAUCUUAGUCGUAGACUGAAGGUGACCAGCGACCUGUUUGACAUCAUGUCAGGCCAGACAGACGUGGACCAUCCGUUGUGCGAGGAAUGUACUGACACCCUGCUGGACCACCUGGACACGCAACUCAACAUCACAGAGAACGAAUGCCAGAAUUACAAACAGUGUCUGGAGCUGCUCUCACACCUGCAGGUGGAGGGAGAGGAGACCCUGCUGGCAGAGCUGCAGCACCUGAAGGAGGAGGAGGAGGCUCUGGUCCAGGAGCUUGAGACAGUGGAGGAGCAGAGGGCUGCUGUGGCCCAGGACCUGGACCAGAGCAGGAUCCACUCUCAACAGCUGGACACAGAGGAGCUACAGUACCAAAAGGAGUACAGUGAGUUUAAACGGCAACAGCUGGAGCUGGAUGAUGAGCUAAAGAGUGUUGACAACCAGAUGCGUUACUGCCAGAUUCAGCUAGAUCGCCUGAAAAAGACCAAUGUCUUCAAUGCCACAUUUCACAUCUGGCACAGUGGGCAGUUUGGUACCAUCAACAACUUCCGACUGGGUCGACUACCCAGCGUCCCGGUGGAGUGGAAUGAGAUCAACGCAGCCUGGGGGCAGACGGUGCUGCUGCUGCACGCUCUGGCCAACAAAAUGGGGCUGCGCUUCCAGAGAUAUCGUCUUGUCCCAUAUGGAAACCACUCAUACUUAGAGUCACUGACAGACAAGUCCAAGGAACUUCCUCUGUACUGCUCAGGUGGCCUGAGGUUCUUCUGGGACAAUAAAUUUGACCAUGCCAUGGUGGCCUUCCUGGAUUGUGUUCAGCAGUUCAAAGAGGAGGUGGAAAAAGGAGACACUGGCUUCUGCCUUCCAUACAGGAUGGAUGUGGAAAAAGGCAAGAUCGAGGACACAGGUGGCAGCGGUGGCUCCUACUCUAUCAAAACCCAGUUCAACUCUGAGGAGCAGUGGACCAAGGCGCUCAAGUUUAUGCUCACCAACCUGAAGUGGGGACUGGCCUGGGUCACCUCGCAGUUCUACAACCGAUAAACCUGCUGAACAAUGCCUUAUGAUACGGAGUUUUGCAUAGUCGUUUGCCCCUCUGAUAAAUGGAUUUCGUUUGAAUCUUACAUGGCCAAAGGAAAAGAAAUUGUUGUCUGCACCAUUUUGGAAGUAUUUUCAGUACAAAAAAAAGCAUUGAAAAAUGUUUAGAUCUUCAGUCCCCAUUGUCUGUUUUUACAUGUUACAAAGAAGGGAUCAUUUGUAUCUAUUUUGCUGUAAAGGGGGAAAUCAUUAAUGGUGGACCCACUGUGGAAGCACUGAAGACAGGUACAGGUUGUCGUCUAACCCUUAAAGCAGGCAGAAUAAAAUAAUUACAUGCUUAUUUUAUCACCUGCUUCACUAAUUGUCUGGCUUUUUCUGAAAAGCUUUCAGACGAGAAUGUAAUUUUAAAAAUAUCUUCAACCAAAUUCAGUUGUAACCACUUUAUGAAGUUCAAGGUAUCCUUGUGCUCUCAUCACACUGCACACCUUUGAAAUCACUGUAUAACAUUGCUUUUCAAUAUUCCAAUUACAGAGGCAGUAAGAAUAUGAUGUGAUAAUUAUGGUCAAGGUAGGAUUUUUAAUACAUUAACACGGUUUAGUAUUCAGAAGAGUGUCAGUAUUUCAUUAACCUUGAAUGCAGUUAUCACAUUUGCCAGUUACAUACACACUUUACAGGUAAACUGUUGUAUUUAGAGGUACACUGAUACAGAGCAUUUGUGUUUAUACUCUGCACUAUCACGUGAUUUUGUCCAUUUUAGAUAUGGAUACUUUUAAUGGUGGAGUUUGACUUAAACAUUUAAUGCUGUGAAAA